This is a messenger RNA of Homalodisca vitripennis (glassy-winged sharpshooter), 1070 nucleotides long. Its product is annotated as dynein axonemal intermediate chain 2-like. The record is from RefSeq and is a predicted model, not a curated record. Lineage: Eukaryota; Metazoa; Arthropoda; Insecta; Hemiptera; Cicadellidae. Gene Ontology annotation, biological process: outer dynein arm assembly; cilium movement. Gene Ontology annotation, cellular component: outer dynein arm. Gene Ontology annotation, molecular function: dynein heavy chain binding; dynein light chain binding.
AUGGAUUUCCUCCAACAGCUGAACACAAUAAGAGCAGAGUAUGACCAAACACACAGCAUGAACCAUGCGGAGGGUGGCUGGCCCAAAGACAUCAACCUCUGGAACAUAGAGCAGACCAUGCGCUUUCGCAAGAAAGUGGAGAAGGAUGAGAUGUAUAUACACACUUCAGUUUUGUGUUUAUUCUUGCAGCCGAUGGAACACUGUAUCUUCCAGAACAACGCAGUCAACAUAUACGAGUUGUACUUCACCGAUGAUGACCAAUCUGCACUCGUGGAGAGGUCCAAGUCCCGGACAGUCAAUGUCUUCAGAGACCCCAGUGCUCACAAAACGGCCGAUAUACACCACCUGUCUUGGUCACCAGAUGGAGGCUCCAGGUUGGCCGUAACUCACUGCAACCUUGAGUUCCAACGGGCACCACCAGAUCUCAGCACCCACUCCUACAUCUGGCAAGUUGAGAACCCCAACAAGCCCGAGCUGGUGUUACAGCCAAACUGUGGCCUUCUGGUGUGUCUGGUGUACAACCCCAAGGAUCCCCACAGCCUGGUGAGUGGGCUACACAAUGGACAGGUGGCAUUCUUUGAUACUAGACGCGGUGGCGACCCAGUGGAGUUGUCCUCUCUGGCGCACAGUCACCGUGACCCAACACACCAGGUGCUGUGGAUCAACUCCAAGAGUGGAACUGAGUUCUUCUCUGCCUCAUCAGACACGGUCCAGGUAAAGUGGUGGGAUGUACGCAAACUGAAUGAGCCCAUGGAGACACUCAUACUGGAUAUGACCAAGGGUGAGGAACAAUCCCUUAACAGGGCUCUGGGAGCAUCUUGUCUGGAGUAUGAGCCAACAAUACCUACACGAUUCAUGGUAAGUGGACUGAGAACGGCAAUCGUCAUAGCUGGCAACCGCAAGGGGAAGACACCCCAGGAGAAGCUCGGGGCCACAUACAAAACCCACCACGGUCCCGUCUACGCCCUACAGCGUAAUCCUGCCUUUGUCAAGAACUUCCUUACCAUUGGCGAUUGGACAGCUAGAAUCUGGAGUGAGGACUGCAAAGAGUCUUCCAUCAUCUGGACUAG